AUGCUGCCCGAGGUCGAGCACGACGAGUCGGUCCCGACCGAAGCCGAGAUGGAAGACCUCACGCAGUCGCCGACAAGGGACCUGCAGUCGCUCAUCCCGCUAGACUCGAGCGCAGUGAAGAGGACGGUGAAGCCGCCGCCGGUGCUGACGCUGCGCCCGAUGAACAAGGACGUCAUGUACGGCGCGCUCUUUGCCAUGCAGUGCCUCAUCACGAUGAUCCUGGUCGUCGCGAGCCCUACGUACUCGCAGCCGCGCCCCGACGGCGUCCCGUACAUUGGCGCCAUGGUCAUCGUCGGCACGAUCUACAGCCUGCUCUGGGUGGCGUUCUUCUUUGCCGCGCCAAAAGACCUCUACAUCCGCGUGUCGACGACGCUUUCGUUUGCCGGCGUGGCGCCCAUGGCGCUGGUCCUCCUUGUGAGCCCAACGUGGACUGGCUUCUUUGUGAGCCUUGGCGUGCUCGCCCUCGCGUUCUCAGACUUUAUUUGGACCCGCAAGAACAAGCUCGGCUUCGACUUUGUCGCGGUCGUGUUUGAGCUGGACGACGGCUGGUCGAUCGGCCUUCUUUGGCUCUUGUUUCACUUUUACUGGACGUCGCACCUCUUCAAGACGCUCAUCUCUGUCGUGGUGUCGGGCACGGUCAUGUACUGGUACCACCACUGGGGCGACGACCAGCCCGAGUCGCCGACUGUGCCCAUGGUGCUCACGUCGCCUCGGUCGUCGCUUCGCACAGCGUCGAUCGAGAUGGAGCCCAAGACGAACGCGCCAUCAGCCAACACGAUUGUCUUGCACUACACGCGCGUGGCCAUGACGUCAGUCUUUGGCUCGGUCUGUCUUGGCGCGCUCUGCAGCCCCAUCGCCCACUUUUUCUGGACCGUGUUGCGCAUGGCGAAGCGCGACGGCUCGUACCGCUGGCUUCGCGGCGUCGUGCUGCCGCUCGCACCGCGCAUUGAUGCGUUCACGCAGCUCUACCACAAGUACACGCUGAGCUACGUCGCGGCGUACUCGCAGUCGUUUUACGUUGCCGCUGCGGAGGUCUGGAGCCUCUUUGAGGAGUGCGGUAUCGAGGCCAUGGUCGACGACGACUUGACGAGCCGUCUCCUCUUGUUUGCUGCCAACAGUGGCGCCGGCUGCAUGGGCACGCUUGCCAGUCUCGUCCUCUUUGGCUCCCACUUGCAAGUGUACGGAACCGUGCUUAGCUUCGUGGUUGGCUACUCGGUGAGCUCGACGGCGACCGCGAUGCUCAAUACUGCUGUCAAGACGCUCUUUGUGUGCUUUGCGCAGAACCCCGACCGUCUGAGCCAGCUCAACCCUAUCAUUUAUCACCGAUACGUCCGCCUCUCGGAGCUCAAAAACUUCAAGGAGCGCCGGUAGAUACGCGUAGUAGUAGGUCGUUGCACACGAAACAAGAUCUAGUUCGUCUUACCAACUAUUGAUGAAAUAUGUCGCGUCAAGG
This is a messenger RNA of Saprolegnia parasitica CBS 223.65, 1453 nucleotides long. RefSeq lists its product as hypothetical. Lineage: Eukaryota; Oomycota; Saprolegniomycetes; Saprolegniales; Saprolegniaceae. Gene Ontology annotation, cellular component: membrane. Gene Ontology annotation, molecular function: transmembrane transporter activity. The transcript has 2 exons. The coding region runs from base 1 to 1371 and encodes 456 amino acids. Gene Ontology annotation, biological process: transmembrane transport. The record is from RefSeq and is a predicted model, not a curated record.